AACUAUAACUCCUCUAUCUGCCUCUCUUUAAAUUCAUGUCGGACUCGAAGAAUUCGGAGAGAGAGAUGAAUCCUUCGUCGCAUGAGCCGACUGAAUCUGACCUUCUUGCCAGAACCGUCACUAGCGCAACCUUGGAUCUUGAACUUGAAUUUUAUGAUGCUCACAUAGACUAUCGAAAUGAAGCUGCGAUGGGCGGAGUUGACUUUGGAACACCCCUUAAUGAAGCGACGAGGGGCGAAAUCGACAUUGAACGAGCGGUUGAUGAGGGCCCAAGAACUGCCGCCGAAACUUCGCCACUGCCUCCUCCUCCGCCGUCUUCAGAGGUUAAUGAAUCCUCCCACAAUGGAGAGAGAGAUCUUGUGGUGGGCCUGGAAGCAAAUGGGUUGGAUGGUGGGAAUGGAGGGGAGCCGGUGUCUGUUAUGGAAAAGAUCGAACCGCAGUCGGAGUCUCAGUCCCAGUCCCAGCCUCAGCGGAGGAGGGCGCCACCGAAAACGGGGCUGGAGCUAGCGAUGAUUGAGACAUCGCCCAAGACACCGGACUGGUUACCAUCGGGUUGGCUGAUGGAGAGCAGAAUUCGGGGCUCUGGUGUCACCGCCGGAAUGAAAGACCGGUAUUUCUAUGAUCCAGUCUCAGGACGUCAAUUUCGGUCAAAGAAAGAAGUGCUUUCCUUUAUUCAAACAGGAUCAAGUGGAAGGAAGAGGCCAAACUCAAUGAAGAGUAACACUGACGCCACCAUAAUGGCUUCAGAGAGUUCUGGGUAUGUUAGACGAAAUAGGUCUAACUCAAAAGGGAAGAGAUCCAAUGUUUCAAGCUUUGAUUUCAACAACCGACCAGCGAAGGUCCGAUGGGUUCUUACUGAUUCUGUGAAUGGGUUGUGGACCCCUUUUAUUGGUGAUGAAAGCCCGCUCGAAUCAAGCAAGCAAGAAUGAGCCGCAGCAUUUACAUCUUUUCCCUCCACAAUGGAAAACACAACUUCUGAAAGAUAGAGAAGAUGCGAGAUAGAUGUGGGAAGCAUUUGUCACUCUCCUCUAACAUCAGCCUAGGCCUGGAAGUGUAUGGGAACUUUGGAAGCCAAGUGCAUAAAUGAACCCUGGCUGUUGAUAUGCUGAAUCUGAGCAUAAUACUCAUUCUUGAAAGUUGAAAUACUUGUCAGCUGAUCCCUUGCUUUACUGAACUUCUGUUUUGAUAUAGGAAACUGAGGCAGUCUAAAGUAAUGUAUGUCCAUCUUGUUGUAUUUGAAAUGGAUGAAAAGGGUUUAUGACCAAACCUGAAAAUUAAACAUUCUAUCAUUGUAUCUGUAUGUACUAAAAAAAUUAUAAUUGGAUGCUUUUAGAAUUUUGGUGUA
Messenger RNA from Telopea speciosissima, 1345 nucleotides. Its product is annotated as methyl-CpG-binding domain-containing protein 5-like. The record is from RefSeq and is a predicted model, not a curated record. Lineage: Eukaryota; Viridiplantae; Streptophyta; Magnoliopsida; Proteales; Proteaceae. The transcript is spliced from 4 exons. Gene Ontology annotation, molecular function: DNA binding. Bases 36 to 929 code for a protein of 297 amino acids.